Molecule: messenger RNA, 927 nt
Organism: Impatiens glandulifera
Lineage: Eukaryota; Viridiplantae; Streptophyta; Magnoliopsida; Ericales; Balsaminaceae
Product: LOB domain-containing protein 25-like
Exons: 3
Coding region: 284-829 (181 amino acids)
Source: RefSeq, a predicted model, not a curated record
ACCUUACCUUUUUGACAAUAAUCAUGCUUGAUGCUUCUGCUGCACCUUACUACUUACCAUCAUCAUCAUCAUAUCAGUGUUCUCAGCAGCUAGGGUUUCUCCCCCGGACCCCCCUCUCUCUUAACACUUUCCCCACACCCUUCUUUUUAACUAAUGGCUCGAAUAUCCUUUUAUUUCUCUGAUCACGGCCGAUCAAACACCAUUUCUGAAAAAGGAAAUUCAUGUUAGCUCCAAGGUGGAUUUCAUAAGCAAAUUAAAGGAUCGGUCUAUUAUUGAAUGAAUAAUGGCUUCAUCUUCUUCGAGUAGCUACUCAAGUUCUCCAUGUGCAGCCUGUAAAUUUCUUAGAAGAAAAUGUCUUCCCGGUUGCAUCUUUGCACCGUAUUUCCCUCCUGAGGAGCCACAGAAAUUCGCCAAUGUGCACAAAAUAUUCGGAGCUAGUAAUGUGAGCAAGCUUCUACAAGAGGUUGAGCCGCAACAGAGAGAAGAUGCAGUGAAUUCACUAGCGUAUGAAGCUGAGGCUCGACUAAAAGAUCCAGUAUAUGGUUGUGUUGGGGCAAUUUCUGUUUUGCAAAGGCAAGUUAUAAAGCUUCAAAAGGAACUUGAAGCCACCAAUGCUGACCUUAUGAGGUACACUUGCAACGACGUUAUGACGACUUCUGCUGGCGCCGGCGGCGGGAUUCAGCAGCAUAAUCAGAUCCUGCCGGGAACUAGUAGAAGGGUUUUUGGUCAAGGUGCUAGUCAUAAUCAUUAUCAGGGUUCGGCCUUUUUUAACCAUCCAUGGCAAGGAAAUAAUACUCACGACAAUGACCAUGGAGGAGGUAACAUGUAAUAUUAUAAUUAUUAAUUGUAUUGUUAUUAUUAUAUUAUUAUUAUUAUUUAAGGGACAUAAUAAUUUCACUGAUGCCUGAUUGAUUGCGGUGGUGGCAA